AGUUGUAAUGUAGCAGAGUUUGAGCUGAAGUCUGCAGGAAGAUGGAUCUCCAGGAGCUAAAUUUGACUAACUUUAGCCGUGCAUCAUCCCAAUCACACACACAGUGACCCAUGGUACUGAUUAACAAUGUAUCUUACCUCUCAGUAAGACUAAAGAAGAAUGAAUCGAGCCAAUCUCCCUUUGAGGAGACCUGCGACUGGACCGAGUUCACUUGCUCCUAGAAGCCCAGCACCAACUUUUCACGAGCUUGCUCAAGAAAAUCUUCUAGCAAGUGACAUGCUAGAUGGUCCUAUGGGUGAUGCCGUUUUAAAGGAGAAUGUGUUUUCUGCCAAAAAUAGUCUGAAUGCUUUGCAGUGUUGUGUUGCUGGGGUAAAGCCUCUGACAGGAAGUUGGACAGGCGAAUGCACUAUUGCUGUUCGGCAGUUAAUUGCUGGAAAGAGUCUGACUUUCACCGUGUUGGAUAUGAUGAAUGAUGGAGCUCUGCUUGCGGUAGAUGUCCCUCUAAGCACUCUUGGUAAAUACAUGAGCAUUUUCCUGAUAGAGCAGGGCUAUGCCGUAAAGGAGGACAUUCCUGUCAAACCACAAAUUGAACAUGACAUCAAUUCAUUGAUGACAGCAUCCUUUGAGAACUUCAAGCGCUUGUCUGGAAGAAAGAAUGAGAACUCUGAAGCCAGACCUCCAGAGUCGUUGACUCAAGGAGUGGGUGACACAUUCACUGCUAUUGUCACCCACCUCCAGUCUCCCUCAGAGAUCCUCUGUCAGAAGCUUGAAAAUGCGAGUGUAAUCCAGCAGUUGCAGACAAACUUAAGGGAGCACUGCUCAAAAACUCCAGCCAGUGAGAACUUCAGACCUGCACCAGGAACUGUCUGCUGCUCACUAUUCUCUGAGGACAACCAGUGGUAUAGAGCUAAGGUUCUAGCAUAUUCCUCAGAAGAUCGUGUGUGUGUUGGCUACAUAGACUUUGAAAACUCUGAGGAAGUCGAGUUAUAUCGGCUACGACCAAUCAGUAAUGAGUUGCUGGCUUUGGCAACUCAAGCAAUCCCUUGUUCUUUAGCAGGUAUAAAGUCUCCAACAGGCACCUGGCCAGAGGAGGCCGUUUUGAUGGUGAAACGUCUGGUUUGCAACCGCUUCAUACGGGUUGAGAUUCUGGGUAAGAAGGAUGGUAGGGCUCUGGUGUCCAUGAUUGAUGAGUCUAGUGACCCUCAGACCAAUGCCGCUGAGGUGUUGGUUAACAUGGGUUAUGCUGCCAUUGAAAGUGUGGAGACCGAGAAGAAUGAACCUACUCAAGCCCCCUUCCCAGAAGUGCCUUCCCUCAGUCCACCUGUUGUUGAUAAAAUGGAGUGGACUUGUGCUGAACUUCCGUUUGAUGGCCAGAAGGUGGAACUGGUAAUCAGUAGUCUAAAGAGCAUUGAUGAAUUCUACUGUUAUAACUACAGCAAAGCAGAUGCACAUAUCCUGACAGAGCUGUCCUAUGAGCUCAUGAAGCAUUGUGAAUUGGAGAGCUCUUCCUUUACCCCAACUGUGGGAAAACCGUGUUGUGCUCUCUUCACAGGAGAUGCCCGCUGGUACAGGGCCAUGAUAUUAGAAGUGUGUGGAGAGGGUAAGGCCAGAGUUUAUUUUGUGGACUAUGGGAACUCUUGUGAGGUGGAGGCAGCACAUCUAAAGGCCAUCACCCCAAGCCUGCUCAAACUGCCUUUCCAAGCAAUUCGCUGCUGGCUUGAAGGAGUGGAACCAGUGGAGGGUCAGUGGAAUAAAGAGGCAAUUCAUAAGUUUCAGGCUCUUUGUGCCGGUCAGCCGUUGGGUGGCAGAGUGCUGUCCAUCUCUGAGAAGGGUUAUGGGGUGGAGUUGGAAAGCGCCGGACAAAGCAUUGCUGCCAUGCUCAUCUCUGAGCACCUGGCUAAACCUUAUGUACAGGUGAAACAGCCUCCUGUGCAGCCAGAUAAACCAACCAGUCAGAUUGAGGAUCUGCCCACCCUUAAACCCAUUGAUCAGAGUCCACCGGCUGAAGAGCCUUUAAAAGUGAACAACAAGGGAGCUGCCAAUGACACAGAAGUUUCAACCUCAAUCGGCUCUUUUCCUUUGAACUGGAAAACAUUGGAGCUGUCUUGCACUGAUACUUUCCAACCAAGGGUGGCAGCGGUGAUCAGCCCUAGUCUUUUUUACAUAAUGAAUCCUGGACAAGUGAAUGUAGAGGGUCUGAAGGCUGUUAUGACUGAUGUUGCGAAGUACUGCAGCAAACAGCCAAUCCCCAAUCAGUGCCACCCUUUACCAGGAGCAGCUUGUUGUGCACAGUUCUCAGAAGUCCACAGGAGGAAUGGUGCAGUUCAUUCAGUCGUCACUUCCAUCAGGACCAACACAAACUACUGAAAUCACAUUGAAAACAACACAAACUAUUUUUUUCAAGAGACAAGAAUAUACAUGUACACCUUAAAAUAAAUAAAGACUGUUUAUUAAUUUAUU
Messenger RNA from Carassius auratus (goldfish), 2460 nucleotides. Its product is annotated as tudor domain-containing protein 1-like. The record is from RefSeq and is a predicted model, not a curated record. Lineage: Eukaryota; Metazoa; Chordata; Actinopteri; Cypriniformes; Cyprinidae. The coding region runs from base 160 to 2367 and encodes 735 amino acids. The transcript is spliced from 15 exons.